AUGGCCAAGGAUCCUGAAAGGGCUUUCUUUAAAAGGUUGGAAGGUCUUCAACCUUGUGAAGUCUCGGAAGGGGAUAACUUUUUUAAGACUGCUAGCUAUACAAUUGAGGUAGUAUGUGAAAAAUCAUAUGAAGAUACCACCCAGAAACUUAACGACAUCGAGGCUCAGAUUUCAAGAAAGAGGAAUGAGCUACGCCAAUUUGAAGCAAAAUAUAGAAAUGUUACUAUUUGCUUUACUCAAUCGUGGCUUAUGGUUUAUCAGGCAUUGGCUCGCUACCAGAAAGUGACAGAGAGAUAUGUAAAAGAAAAACAAUCUAUAACGUCAUCAUGGGUUGGCUACAAAAUAUAUCUGAAGAAGGAUAAGAGGAGGAACAAGAAGGCAAAGUUUUCUUGUGAGGAAAGCAGUGAUGAUGAAGAAGAAGAAGCAGCAGCAGAAAUAGCAAGUGAAGUGAAUUUUGCAGAUGAGAUAAGUGGAAUUAACACAGGACCUCCUUCACCAACUUCAUCUAAUGAAUCCUCUGUUACGAGUUAA
Molecule: messenger RNA, 531 nt
Organism: Arachis ipaensis
Lineage: Eukaryota; Viridiplantae; Streptophyta; Magnoliopsida; Fabales; Fabaceae
Source: RefSeq, a predicted model, not a curated record